This is a messenger RNA of Hibiscus syriacus, 1684 nucleotides long. RefSeq names its product F-box protein CPR1-like. NCBI's taxonomy places the organism in Eukaryota, Viridiplantae, Streptophyta, Magnoliopsida, Malvales, Malvaceae. The record is from RefSeq and is a predicted model, not a curated record. The transcript has 3 exons. Gene Ontology annotation, molecular function: protein binding. The coding region runs from base 113 to 1312 and encodes 399 amino acids.
CAUCUCGACGUUAUCGAUUCUUUCUUCCCCCCCCCCCCCAAAAAAAACAAACCCCAAAAGUCUCGAGGAAAACCCCUGUAAACCCUAAACCCUGAAAUUGUCUACUCUUCCCAUGGAUGUAAUCACCGAUAUCUUCAAUCGUCUCCCGGUGAAGUCAUUGGUGCGUUUCAAGGCCUUGUCGAAGACAUGCUGCUCUUUAAUCGACGACCCUGAUUUCAUCAAGAAUCAUUUGAGCCGUUCCAUCAAGACCAGAUCGAAUCUCAACAUCCUCCUCAAAGGUUUGCAUCUCUAUUCCGUGGAAUUUGAUUCCCUGGAUAACGCCGUUCCUCUCGAUUACCCUUUGAGUAGCGGAGCUGGGACUGAAGUGUUUGGUUCGUGUAACGGAAUCCUCGCAUUCCGUCUAUCUGAUAAAAAUCUGGCCUUUUAUAAUCCGUCCACGCUGCAGUUCCGUCGACUGCCCGUUUCGGAAAUCGAUCCUCCGUCAGGUGAAUCUUGUAAAUCUGGAUAUAUUUUUUAUGGGUUCGGACAGGCUGUUAAAACUAACGAUUACAAGGUCGUGAGAAUGGCGACGUUCAAUAAAACUGACGAUGAAGAGAACGAAAGUUACUAUUUUGAUUACGAGGUUAAGGUUUAUAGUUUAAAGGACUUUUGGAGGAAAAUCUCUAAGCUUCCUUUUUAUCUUCGGUUCAUGUUCCAAUUUUUCUACCAUCUCUUGCAUAGACGAGGCUAUGAUGUGCUGGCCGGUGGGGUUUUACAUUGGGUGAUGCCUCCGAGGAUCGAAUUCGGAAUGAGGAAUGCAAUUGUGGGUUUUGAUCUCGGAACCGAGGAGUUCAUCGAAGUACCUCAACCUAAUUGUGCUGAUAAGAGCUAUUUGUUGGAUGUGGGUGUCUUGGAUGGACGCCUAUGUGCUGUUUGUAAUUAUAACCAAGAGAAGAUUGAUGUUUGGGUUAUGAAGGAAUAUAGGGUAAAAGAAUCUUGGACUCUGUUGCUUUCUGUUCAAAGGAAUAGAACCAUUAACACCUUAGCGUUUCUAAAACCAUUAGCUUAUUCCAAGGAUCUUGAUAAGGCUCUGUUUGAGAUUAAUAGCCGAAAGUUUGUCUGGUAUGAUCUACAAAAGAAGAAUAUGCGGAGUAUGAAGAUCGGUGGUAGUCCGGGCAGAUUUGGUGCUGAGGUUUAUAUAGGAAGCCUCAUUCAAAUCAAUGACCCGAAAAGACUGCAAAUCGAGAAGCAAAAUGAACUCGAGAAACUGAAGAACGAAAGUUGUAAGAAGAGGGAUUAUUUCCUUUCAAAAGGAUUCAAAUUGGUCUUAUAAUCAAAAUGAAGAAAAUAUACACAGACGAACAAAGUGCUAAGGAAGUUAAAUGGCUUCUUAUCUAUGAAGGCAACCUUGAAGCUUUGUAUUUUUUUAUCCUUCUCUCACUGCGGAUCUCCCAAAAGGUUGACUUGGGAAGUCCAAUACGAUUGACCUAAGAACUGGACUUUGCUAUUUGGCAGAAAAAGCUUGGACAAUUCUCUAACUUUUGAUUCAUACUUAUGUUUUGAAACAUUCCAUCAACAUGUUUUUUAUUUUAUUUUAUAGAAAGGUCAACUUGGGUCCAUGUAUUAAUCUUAUGAGAAUGUUGGUAGCUUUUAUUGUGCGAGACAUUUAGAAAUUUCAACGAUGUCUUCAUCUGUUGUUUUGAUU